Messenger RNA from Macrosteles quadrilineatus (aster leafhopper), 7682 nucleotides. RefSeq names its product pumilio homolog 2 (gene pum). The transcript has 20 exons. Bases 298 to 3666 code for a protein of 1122 amino acids. Gene Ontology annotation, molecular function: mRNA 3'-UTR binding. The record is from RefSeq and is a predicted model, not a curated record. Gene Ontology annotation, cellular component: nucleus; cytoplasm. NCBI's taxonomy places the organism in Eukaryota, Metazoa, Arthropoda, Insecta, Hemiptera, Cicadellidae. Gene Ontology annotation, biological process: post-transcriptional regulation of gene expression.
CUGCUGAAGCAAGAUGUCGCAUGUAUAGUCCGAUGUAAUUCAUGUAAUUUACCCUCAUUUUUCCUCCUGUAUUGGGGGCUCUCUCUUGUAAAUACUAGUUUUAACUUACUGUGUACUAUAUUUUGAGCGUGUAAAUUUCUUUAAAGGCAUUUCGAAGGUUCGUAUCAGAUUGUUAUCGCUAAUAUUCGCUCGUGAAGUUCGACGUUUUCAUCGUGAAAUUUUGUCUGCUGAAUUCGGCUGCUGUAAUUAGGGAAGUCACCCCUCUUUUGGCGCUCAACAAGAUAAGAGGUGCGAUAAAUGAAGUGGCUUGGUGAAGGAGAUUCGGAAAUGUUAAGUCAGAGUAACGGGCCACAACAAGUCCAGCAACAAGCAUCUUCUCAACAAGUAAACGCUGAAUCUUCCCGCCCGCAAGUUCUGUCUCGCUCGCAGGAUGAUGCUAUGGUAGGAUACGUGUUCCAGCGUCCCCAAGCAGACCCAGACUUCCCUGUACCUCCUACAUUCAAGCAACAGUCCCGCUGGCCUGUAACUGACGACACAGUAAUUGACCAUAAUCAGGAGAAGUGGAAAUAUCCAGUGGCAAAGAUGCCCAUGCCUGUCAACAAUGUACCAUUUGAAGUUCAUCCUCUAGUGAUGAAACCCGGCUCAGAGCAUUUCCUCUACCACCACAUGACACAGCCUCCACCGCCAAUGACUGGAGUGUUGCCUCCAGACAUGCACUCUCGGAAUGGACAGAUCGCGCCCUCGGCCAAAAAAUUGUGGGGUGUCGACGAACCUAAGGACGAACCGAAGGGGAUUCUCAGUCUCAACGACCACCAGAAUAUGUGGCGGGACUCGACAUGGAGCACUUCGGAUCACGCGGUAUCACAGCCCAUCACGAUGGUGGCGCGACGCUCGGGCAGUUUCCCUGGAAGUGAGGCAGGUAACAUCCUCAGUCCACGGUCCUCGGAGACGAGUGGCCUCGGUGUCAAGAUGGUGGAGUAUGUCCUCGGCACCUCCCCCACCAACAAGGACCUGGAGCCUCAAAUGCGACGACUUGUGCUGACUUCAAAUGAUCCAAAUGACAAGAAAGAGAAGGAGAAGGCACCUUCUUCUCCUUACGACACAGCCCAAAAGAAGGAACACGAAAACGGGGUGGUUCCACAAAACGGGGUGCAGAACGGAUUGGAUGAUGACAAAGGUUUUAACCGCACGCCUGGUAGCCGACAGCCGUCACCAUCAGACGAAGAGCUGAACAAGAACAACGGCGUAGUGGUGCUAGAGAACCCCCACUCUCACGUGGGACACCACUACCCGCACCCCUUCCCCCCACCACCACACCCUCACACUCUCGCUCACCUUGACUCGCACUUUGAGCACGUGAUGGCGUUGGACCCCAACUCGUUCACAGCAGACGGCAGCCAACAGCAGGGCUACAGCACGCAGACGCCUCAACAACCUCAGCAGCACACACAGACACAGGCAAUGGACUCUCCGACCGUGCUGAGCACUUCGUUUGAUGUUCAGCAAUUGUUCCGCAACCAGAACACCGCAGUCAACCCGGCGCAGCAGAUCCAAUUGUUGCAGCAGCAGCAGUACCAACACUUGGCCACUCAGCAGCAACAGCAGCUAGCAGGCCUGGCGCCGGCGCCUGGCGCUACCUUCGCCCCCGCGGCGCCUUACAUCAUCAACCCCCAGGAACCUCCUUAUGUAAUUGCUACAGGUCCCACAGUGAUGCCCCAGUACUACAGUGUGCCGUGGGGUGUGUACCCAGCCAACAUCAUACAGCAGGGGACGACGACGCAGCAGAGACGUCCACUGACUCCGUCGUCUGCAUCAGAAAACCCCUCCAACCUGCCGCAGGUGCAGCCUGGCCAGUACCAGGUGAUACCCACCGCCUACUACGACCAGAACGGCAGCAUGGUGAUCCGCGGCAUCAACACGGCGCCGCAGACGAUGCGACUGGUGUCCCCAGCACCGGUGCUGGUCAACGCAGGUACGCCAGGCAGUUCCAUGCGCCUGCUGGGCUCACAGACGCAGCAGAUCACGACGCCUCCGUCUAGCAUAUACAGUGGAACCCAGCCCGCCUCCCUGUACAGCACACCUACUGCCAACGGCACCACCAUCUCCGGACUGCCCCCACAGUCCGGGUCCGCAGCGCCCGGGUACUCGACUAACCUCGCUUCUCUCACUUCUAGCCUCUCGUCUCUGGGCGCAGGUCUAGGUCUAAGUACAGGCAGUACGGGACGAAGAGAUUCUUUUGAUCGCAAUACCUCUGCCUUUUCUCCCUCACUUGAGUACGGUCGUCAGAAAUGGCCUCAGAACUAUGGCGCUCUGGGUACAGUGACGGCAUCACCGAGCCCGCUAGGUCUGGCGUCGGGCUCCGUCUCUCCUCCGCCAGCACUCGGUUCCUCAGCAGGGCUGCAGCUCGGUGCUCUCACCACAUCGGCCAACCGCUCCCUACUGAGCGCCGCACCGGGCGCCGAGGCUAUGACUAAGUUCCGCGCCUCCACCACCAUGCUGGGCACCAACUCUCUGUUUGCCAAGCUGGGCACGGUGCCCCGUUCACUGGGACAGACAUCAACUUCGCCGCUGGAGGCCAAGCCUACGGGCCGUAGCAGACUGCUAGAGGACUUCCGUAACAACCGCUACCCCUCGCUGCAGCUGCGCGACCUCACAAACCACAUCGUAGAGUUCUCUCAGGACCAGCAUGGAUCGCGGUUCAUCCAACAGAAGCUUGAGCGCGCCACUGUGCCGGAGAAGCAGCUUGUGUUUUCCGAGAUCAUCGCAGCUGCUUACAACUUGAUGACUGAUGUGUUUGGUAACUACGUCAUCCAGAAAUUUUUCGAGUUUGGUACUGCUGACCAGAAGACUACACUGGCACAGAAGGUGAGAGGGCAUGUGCUACCACUGGCACUGCAGAUGUACGGCUGCCGAGUCAUACAGAAGGCGCUGGAGUCCAUCUCCGGCGAGCAGCAGGUGGAGAUUGUACGAGAACUCGACGGACAUGUGCUCAAAUGUGUCAAGGACCAGAACGGAAACCAUGUUGUGCAGAAGUGCAUCGAGUGUGUAGACCCCCAUGCACUCCAGUUCAUCAUCAAUGCUUUCCAGGGACAGGUGUUUGCUCUGUCCACUCACCCGUACGGCUGCCGUGUGAUCCAACGUAUCUUGGAGCAUUGCACUCCGGAGCAAACUGCUCCAAUCCUGGAGGAGCUACACCAGCACACUGAUCAACUGAUCCAGGACCAAUAUGGCAACUAUGUCAUCCAACAUGUGCUAGAACACGGAAAGCCAGAAGACAAAUCUCUGCUGAUCGGUGCUGUGAGAGGCAAGGUUCUUGCUCUCUCUCAACACAAGUUCGCUUCUAACGUCGUGGAGAAGUGUGUGACCCACGCCACUCGUGCCGAACGGGCCUUCCUCAUAGAAGAAGUCUGCGGUUUUAAUGACAAUGCUCUUCACGUAAUGAUGAAAGACCAGUACGCCAACUACGUCGUACAGAAGAUGUUGGACGUGUGUGAGGCCUCUCAGCGUAAGGUGUUGAUGCACAAGAUCCGGCCUCACUUUGCGUCUCUUCGCAAGUACACCUACGGCAAACACAUCAUUGCUAAGCUGGAGAAGUUCUUCAUGAAGUCUAAUAACGUGGUACCUGACCUCGGACCCAUCGGGCCGCCCACCAACGGCGUCCUCUAGAAUGCUGCCACUUUCUUUCUCUUUUAAAUUGGGGGUGUCAUCAUUGGUUGGCAGUUUGUGGCUAAAAGUUAGUUAGGUCUGUACAUACUAGGUAUAUAGUUGUACAGCUGUCGAAUCCGGGUGAUUAUUAUUAUUUCUUUUUUUUAGUUUGUAAAAUAUCCUUCAUUAUUUUAUAAAUAAUUGGACCAAUUGUUUUAACUGUAAAAACCGUUUGUAAAAAUGUUGAACGUACAAAUUGUAAACAAAUCAGAUUGUAUAUAAUAUUAAUUAAACGAAUUUUAAUUGUUUUUACAGUGAUUCCAACCUUUUAUUGAUGGGUAGGGUCGAUAUAUAGAAUCAUAGGGCUUUAAAAUAAUCACUAUAAUCAUUUGAAGUUAUCAUCAGUUUGAAUGAUCACAAUAAUUAUAUAAUGUCAUUGCGUCGGCGAUACUAGCUCAACUUUUAGCAACAAAUUUGCUAAAUUCUGUUUUUAACUUUGCAUGUAUAUUGUGGAAGAUUUAGAAAAUUUACUUUACAAUUUUCACCGUCUUGAGCUUAUUGUUGUAUUCACUAGUUAACUUGGUUUUUAUUCCGUCAAAAGCAAAUUCUUUUCCAAAUUUACUAAAUUUGAUAUUUCAGGAUCUAAAAUCCGGACCAAAGAUUCGGUUUUGGCACUGCAGCCCUUGCACUUUGCUCAAGUUGUAUAGUUAUAAAUAGUCUGGCCCCUUUUAUACUAGGCUAAGAUAGUCUCAUCAUUCCGACUUCUGUAUAAAGCUCCGGCUCUGUAAAUAAAGGAACGCACGGAUCUCUUCUCCUCUCUUGGCCCACCUCUCCCAAAUAUGUAAACUUGAACAAAUUGUAUUUUUUUGUAAUUUACCAUAUAAUUAAAACACCCCGUUCCUAUAAAAAUUUGUAAAUAUAUAUAUUGUAAAUUGGAAAUAAAGACCGUUUUCGAUCUAAGUUGUAGAAUGUAAAUCUGAUGGGUUUUGUACAAUGUAAUAUAUAUAGAUUGUGUUAACUUAUAAAUAUGUUGCGUUUAAGGAGAUGGGUCGAGUUAGGAUUUGUGCGUUCUGAGGUUUUAACAAUUUGGAAUUUAAUUUUUCAAACCGUUGUGCGUCUAAAUCGAGUUUUGAGUUACUUUCCUUAGCACAUGGGUUUGAAAGUUUGGGUUCGGCUCGCAAGGUUCAGUCUUGUGUUCGGUUCGGUUCACAACGACAGCUGCUUCACCGAACCGGUCGGAAACCUAACGUUACUAAGACUGAUGUAAAGGUUUUCUGCACUUCGUGUUGAAUUGUCUAUAAUUUGCUUUUAUCAUUGAAUGUUUGAUUCGUGUUUAGGCUAUCCGAGGUUAAGUGGUAUAUACAUAUAUAUAUAAUUAUCGAUAUUAUCUAAGAUACUGUGUGUAAAAAUAGUGUUAUGAAAUUUGCACAUUUUUGUCUUAUAAUAUGUAAAGUGUUGUGCACCUUAUGUCUACUGGUUGUACAUUUCAACAUUUCUACGUUUUCAUAGUCGGUAGUUCUGUUUCUACAUAAUGUAAAGCUUGAUGUUUAUUUUAUUAUAGUUAUUAAAAUAAUCAAUGGAUUUGUUUAUAUUAGGGGAAUUACUUAUUCCGUGCAUAAGUAUAAUUUGAGAACUAAGGUAAGGUUUUAUUUCUUUGCUGUAGGCUUUUAGACAGAUUAUUUUAAUUUCAUCUGAACCGUGUGGUCGGUGCCUCUUAUCCUGUUUAUGGCACUUUUAAAUUCUUGAAAAAUCUUUAUGAUCUUAACUUUGGAAGACAAAUUAUCUUAGAUCAAUUGUUAUAUGUUAGGACUUAUUCUAUUAUAAUCGAGCAUGGAAGUAUUUUUAUCGUCUUGUGUUUCAUGUAGAGAAUAGUUUCUCAUAUUAAAGCCCUAAAAACUGUGUGUGUAUUUUCCAUUUGAAAUUUUAGUACAUUGUGCACCCAUUAACAGUGCAGUUUUAUGAUAAUGGACUUGAUUUUAUCGAUCAUUGAUAACUGAUCUUUUUAUAGCAAGUUGAUACUUUUUACUAUUGCAUCGAGCUGCAUCAAGGCCUGGUUUGCCAUUAUUGUUACACAUUUUAAUCAUUUUAUUCUGAUCAAUCGUUAUUUGUUUCUAAGAGUCAAAUUAUUUGAAAGAAAAUCGGUCUAUGAACUGUAUUAUCAGAAUCAUUGAAGCACAACGAUCACUUGAGCUGUUGGAUCAGCCACAGAAUGAAGCCUGAGAGAGAAGAGAAAGGUCUCCAGUCAGAGAUGGCCCCCACUACUUAUAAUUAUUGUACAUAUUGUAUCAUACUAGUGAUAAAUAAAUAACAGAAUUUAGCAAAUCCGGUUGGCUGGAAAGAUAGAGGAAACAUCAAUUUGAUGGAAUUGUUUGUUAAUUUAAAACAUUAUUAUCUAAAUACUAUGGAAGAAUUACAAAUUAUAUUUUCGCUGAGUAAUAUUAACUUUAGUUUAUGGGAACUAUAAAAAUUUGUGUGGAUAGAACACACUUUUAAACUGUUACAAGCUAUAUAGUUUUUGUGUUUCUAUGUCAUUGGUGGUUUUUAAAUAUUUUUGUAAGGAACUGGGUAGAUCCUUAUAUAUAGCUAACAUCAACCUUUUUUUACAUCAUUAAUUGAUAGCCAAAAUGUAAUUCGGGUCAUAAAAAAUAUUGUUUGGAAUCGAACCAGUAAACCUCAAAUUUGAAGGAGAAAAUAAUUACCAAUUGACUACCCAGUUGAUUAAUUACGCUUAUCCAAACAUUAUCAUUUUUGUAGUUAAAAACAAUAAUAAUUAUGAUUUGGAGUGAUACGAUUAUCUUGAAGGGAAGCUGAGGUAAAUCAUAAUUCCAAUAAUCAUAUGUUGCAAUCAUACAUUUUCGUACUGUUUAAAUUUGAAUUACUCACAUCAAUCAAAUUUUAAUUGAUUCCUUGCAAAACUUCAGGCAAUUAUUGAUUUUAUACUUUGUAACAAUCCGUAAAACUGAAUAUUGCAUUCAAUUUGGUUUACGCAAAUUUAUUUACUGUCAAAAUAAAAAAGUGUCUUAGGUUCAUAAUUUCCAUGUUGUGGCCAGAGACCUAAAAUCUUGUGCUUGUUUCCCUGAUAACAAUGUUUCCGAUAGUUUGUCUGCAACUGGAGGCCUUUCCCAAGUAUUAAUUUUUUUUGCUCUCUAUCGCUUCCUUAGAUUAGUUUAAUCAUUAUUAAUGUUAAUCCAGUUAAUAGAAUGUGUAAUUAUUGUAUUCAUCCACUGUAUGUAGGAAUAUACUUUUAAUGUUAUGUACCAUAUUGUAAGUAGUUUGUUAUAUGUGCCUUGUUUUAAACAAAAAAAUUCCCACAUUUCUGUCAAUUUGCAAACAUUUAUUUCCUUUCCGAAGUAAUUUUAAGCCAUUCUCUAUUCCCCUACAGUUGAAGUAUUUUUAUUUUAAACAUUGUACAGAAACUCUAGCACACUGCCAACAGGUUAAAACAAAAUUCUUUCAUUUCCUCGGUGCUGUGGGAUUCCUCCAAGUUUCAGUUUACUCUUGUUGCAAAUAAAGAAACUUGUGUAAUACAUAAUUUUAGUUUUAUUCAUGAGUUUUCUUGAUUUUUAUCAUAUUUAUAUAAUUCUUUUGUAGUUUGUAGUUGUUUUAUACCAGAAAUGGAUCAGUUAGCAGCGUGGUUUAGAACAAAAUCUACAAGUUAAUUUCAGUUAGAAGUGUAGCUAUUUUGUUUGCUUGGCCGAAAUUCCUCACUUUAACCUAUUCUAAUGUUAGGUUAUUUCAGUUGUUUAAUUUUUUUACUAUAAAUCAAAUUCGUGGACCUAUAAUCUCAUCUUACUGUAAGUGUAUUAUCAUAAUAUUAAUUCAUAUUGUAUGCCUAGAUUUAUUGUAGAAAGAUAAAACACUAAUUAACAUAGAUUUAACAGAAAAUUGUAAAAUUCGGUGCAAGAGUAGUCUUUUGCCACACAAAAACAUAUUACAAAAUUGUAUAUGGUUGUACAAAUGUAACAAUUUUCAUUGUGAGAAAUAUUUUGAAGUAUUUCAAAUAAAAUGGAAAAUACUUCCUUGUAAUGAAUUUAAAA